Molecule: messenger RNA, 566 nt
Organism: Amoebophrya sp. A120
Lineage: Eukaryota; Dinophyceae; Syndiniales; Amoebophryaceae
Source: the annotation of a GenBank genome assembly
CGCGACUUCGUAUCAACUGCAAAAGUGUCUGGGUCUGGAAGAAUGCAUGUUUAUCAUGCUUGUCUGGCAUGACUCUUACAUCUGUCAUGCACGUCACUCGAGAGCUCCAUUUUUCUGUCAUGCAGAAACACAGUUUGUCAUGCAGAAUAGGCAACACCUAGAAGGAGCCCAGAAACUUGUCAAGCUGAGCUAGCACUUGUGGCCUCAUCAUGACACGCCACCCAGCAUCACAAGUUUCCAGACCCAGACAUAUUUGCAUUUGAUACUGCGGGCAGAUGUUCGCGUUUUACCAGACGGAGUCGGCGAUGGAUAUGGCCUUCUCAAACGUUACUUUCUCAACUGUUACAUGCAUUUGCCAUGCGAAAUGACCAUCAAUAUCUGCAUUAUCAAGCUGCUUCGCUUGACGACUCGUCGACGUGCUAGAUAGCCUUAGAAUCUUCUGCGCCAAAGAACCUGUAAUGCAAAAGGCGAAACCUGCCCCCUUUCACUUUUGUCAUUCUUGCAUUGCAAAUUCAUGCAACAGCUGGUGAGUGUAAAGUUUGAGAGCUCCAUACUGGAAAAGCGCG